Trichobilharzia regenti is the source of this 6528-nucleotide messenger RNA. Lineage: Eukaryota; Metazoa; Platyhelminthes; Trematoda; Strigeidida; Schistosomatidae. The record is from the annotation of a GenBank genome assembly.
CGUGCUACACGGAAUGUGGCGACUAGAACUUCCGCACAUUUGUGUAAAGUUCUAUGUCGAAAACACACAGACAGUAACUUAGCACUGAGAACAUAAAACAGCAUCUCUUAUAGUGUAAAUGGGGUUGGGGAGCUGAGUCUUCCAACUUAUUUUUAACGUAUAACUUUGCACAAAAAGACAGCAUUUCAAGCUGCCACACUUCACACAGCACUUAAAGGUAUAGGAAAUCAGAGCUUUAAUGAACAGGAUUGUACGUGGAAAAAGUAAGUACACAAAAGAUAAUAGAAAUCUAAUGGAUCGACAGCCGCAUAUGACGUCUACGCCAAAGUUGACUUUAGUUGUUUACAAAAUGAGGUUUCAUCACCAGUAAGUCGGUUGGGGCCUAUGCAACUCCCCAAACAAGUAGGGUAGUCAACACCCUCAAACCCACUUCACUACCUAUCUUUAGGAUCGGAGUCGAUUUGGAAUAGUCUUUCAGUAUAAACCCUUAUUUAACGGGGAGUGAAUUGCACGUCGAGUAUUCCAAGAUUCCUACUUAAGGUGUACACAAAACUGCAUGUUGUCAGUUCCUUCACCCAUAAAGAUAAUGUCAUUUACCUAUUCCUCGCAUUUUUGCUUAUUAUUGUUCUUUCAAGUCCCUUUUUUCCUCUCUUAUCUUUCUUUGUAUGCUACACGCAGUGUGAUAACUCGAAUUGCUACACUUCUGUGCAAAGCCCUACGUUGAAAUCAGUCAGUCAGACACAAGACUGUUUCAUGGUAGCAAGUUAAUUCCUAAGUCUCUAAAGGUGAUUAGAGUCACCCAUUCAUGCAUAUAUGAUGAUAUUCAGCGAAAAAAUGGGGAUAUCGGUCACUCCUGAUUGUCAUGAUUCCAGAUGACAACUUUCCGUAAGCUCUUACGCGGCCCCAUGAGUUCGAGUAGUGUACCUCGGUUAGUGUACAGGGCCAUACAUUACCACAAUACCUCAGUCGACGGAUUCAAAUCCCGUGUUUAUGUCAAUAAGUAUGGUAUGUGUUGGGCUCAAAGGCUGAUGCGUGUUGUCGGCUAAACAACAAGAGGUGUUCAUAGUAUUUUCUGUGGGCAUUUAUUUGUGCGGGCUUUUCACUCUGCGGAAGAAAGAUUUGAAAAACUUUGGUUGUGAAAUUCGCACACUUCAUAUUACAGUUACUUUUUACUGCCUAGGUUAAGGUUCUCUAAUUACGUACAAAACUGUACAAGACCUGAUACCAAUCAAACUCAUGUAUUUGUCGUUUAGCUUUUGCAGUCACAUUCGAUAUAAUUACGCAUAUCAUUAGUUUUCACUCUGACAUUCCACGUUUGAUGCAUAUUUUUUUCUGUGCAUGCAAUACGCAAGAAUAAUUAUUUUCUUGACCACAAAAACUAAUUGGGAUUGGAAGCCUAUUUCACAUGGCUUUUGGUGGUGAGUAGAUUUAAUUGGACUUUACAUGUAUUACUGCAUGAGCUCCCAGUGACAAUCGCUUGUGUCAUUUGACUGAGGGUGAGACCUAUAAGCAUCAACCCCUAUUUGCGUUUUCCGUGUACACAUGCAUUGACUAGAGGUCGUUAGUGGUUCAGACUCAUUUACUGUUGAUCACACAGAUUUACUAAGCCCUCAUUAUUCUCCAUUUAGUUUUCCCUCCUAUCACGAAUUUCUAUUUACUGUAGUACCACUAAAUUUUUCAUUGUCUUUUUAUGCUUUUGUGAAGUCUGUUGACUUAGACUGCUGCACUUUUGUGCAGUUUUGCAUCGAAUAUUCACUUCAGGUCGAAUUCAAUAAGAAAAACAAAUUAAUAAUGACUAUGAAGUUUGUUUUAAAUAAGGGAGACAUUCAACAGUGGUCAUAUUACCAAGUAGAGUAGUUCUUAAUUAGGGAAACUAAGUCAAUUAGAAAGCUAUUUUAAGUAUUCUAGAAGAAUUACGCUCUUUUGAACUGUCAUCAUUCUUACUUGAUAUCACUGGUUAUUCUGUUAGAAGUCUGCCUUACUCAAACCACUCAGAAAUGAACUUAGCUAAACUUGCUCAAAGAGUGUUUGAUAAGGAAAGACGCAGUUUGAAUUCGAUGUUCUUAACGCAGUAUAUAAAUACGUGAAUGUUGUCAUCUGCCAUGUGUAUAUGGGUAUAGGAUUGAGACAUAUUAACUUUAGAUUUAAGGAUGUUGGGUAACAUUAUUGAACUGUUCAACAGUUUCAAGUAAAUAGAAAGUUGGAGUAUUGUUGUUCGCUUAAUUAGUUGAGGAGAUUAUAGAGAAAUUACUAACGAAGUUUCAAUAUGGAUGCAGAAGACCCUUCCGGUAUAUAUAUAUAUAUAUAUAUAUAUAAUACUGUCGUUGACAAAAUAUCUCACCGCAUAUCACACUAUGCUAUUUUAAAUACAAACUUAGUGUGUUAUGAGUAUCAAGAAAAGUACCUUUGAUAUUGCGUAUUAAAGGAUGUGUUAUGAUUAAUAUUCGUUUUGUUCCACCAUAUUUUGCGAGACAAGUUAUUCAUGAUGGAACAAAUGAAAAAGAUACAACAUAAUACAAACGCCUAACUAAAACUCAUCCAACAGGAACACAAGCUUACAACAGCUGCACAUGCACUGGACAAAAGCUACAAUAUCCAUUUUAACAAUAUCUGUAUUCUAACAACUAAUAUUAACAAAUAAAAUGACUUAUAGCACAACCUAUAUUCAUUAAGGUCACACCGGAUACAUGUAUACAAGGGUGACUCAUAAUAACUGUCAACAUCCUAAAAUAUAAUUCUGAAUACACAAAAAUGAAUGGACAGAAAAUGAACUAUGUGUGUAUGAGUACAAAUCAUAAAUGUGUUAUUUAAAAAACAAUUUAAAACAAUUCCAACAGUUGGUGUGAACACGGGCAGUAAUUUUGCUGGAAAUAUUACCAAAAACAAAAACUUAUCAUUGUGUGUAAACCAUUGAAAUAAAUUUCAUUUGAUUCUAACCGAAGUUGUGUUCAUGACAUUGAUUGUUUGUUGUGAAACCACAAAUGUGAGAUGUUAAACAAAAAGUCCUGAUCAGCAGAAGGAAAUGUGGGCUCGUGGUAAAUGUGAAGACUGGAAUAUUCCAUAUCACCAUGCAUUCAGAAGUAUUAGGAUGAUAUCAAGGGUGGGUGAAAUAACGGGGUAUAUCUAUAAAUGAAUUCUUUAACUGCUGAUAUGAGCUAUACAGGAAAGUGCAGGCAUAAUUAUUCAGUUUCCAUGUCUAUAAGUCAGGUAUAAAUCUUCAAGUGCAACAACCAAUAGAUCGUAAUAUUUAGUUACCAUAAUCCAGAUAUCUUCAGAGUGCUGCAAAUCCAAGGACUUUUUAUCACUUAUACUUUAAACAGUCACCAGUCUUCAUUCUCACAUCUGUGCAUUAUUUUGUUAGCUUAUUUAUUUUCAUUGUUAUUUAACUCAUAUGCCAAACUGUAUUUUAAUCUAUAGAUCUGGAAUAAUUUACUCGGAUUGCACUGUUUGGAAAUCCAAUAUGUAAACCUUUAACCCACACCGUACUUUACUGGAAGAGGAUAGUUCAGUUUUUGUUUUUGUGAUUACAGCAUGAUUUGUGAUACCUGUCAUCUAGGUAUCUGUAACAGAAGUUCAUAUCAAUUUCAUUAAUGUUUUGGUCACUAACCGCUAAUUCACUCCAUAAAUUCUAUUUUCUUCUAACUCAUUGUUACUUUAAAAUUCCUACUCGAUGAUUUUGUUGUGAACUAGUUAUAACUCAAAAAUGUUAAUUCAAGCUUAUAUAAUUCCAGAUAGCGUCACCAUUGUAAUUAAUUGCUUUGAAUUUAUGUUUUGCAGAUCUUUCUGAAGAAAAUAUUGGGGCAUCUGGGAAACCAUGCAAACCUCCCACUGAUCCAGUGUACAAGCCAACCCCUAUCAGUAUUUUGGAAAAACGUACUAAUAAUACAACAGACCACUUAAAUGUCGAGUAUUCUAAAAGUCUUGACUAUCCACGGUCUGUUUUUGAAGAAACGAUCCCCAUUUACCAGCCAACUCCGAUAAGUGAACUGGAAAGAUACGCACCCAAUUCACUAUCAGACUAUGGAUUGACAAACGGUCCCAUUACUCAAGACCAACCAUCUUAUUCUCCUGUAGUGAAAAUCAAAUCGUUGAGAGCUCCGUCUGUCCCAUUUUUGUAUCAGCCAUCGUCAGCAUUGUCACAGUCGUCCGCUUUUUCCUACACUAGUGAAAUUAUUGAUAUUAAACUUGAUUCAGAUGGUGAUGACGCUGUUCCAGUUGUUACUAAAAGUGAAUCUGAUGUAUCGGUCAAACCUAUGGCUUGCGAUAUCCAAAAUUUGCAAGACAAUCAACUUACGAAUCACCAGUUACCAGUUCGUAAAAGAAAGUUAAAGCGUAAGAUAAACUACAGUAAAAGUAAGGAAACAAAUGUUGCAGAUGUAGAAAGAAGUACAGGCACUAAUGAUAAAAGGUCUUCUGAUGGCUCAAACAAAGAUCAUGACGGUGAUGGUGACGACGAUGAUGAUGAUGAUGAUAAAAGUACACUUGCUAAGCGUCAGAAGAUUCUAUCACUUUACCAAGACUUAUACGGCGACACGGAUAACAACAACCUUGAUGAUAAAAAUAUGACUAAGAAUUCCGUAAAAUCUUCUCCACUUAUCCCACCUUAUAUGGGUCCUCUUAUAAAGAAACCGGAUACUGCAAAUACGGAUAAAAAGUGUGACAGUUCCAGUGUUUCAGGAAGUGUACAAAUUGAGAAUAUUGUCAGACCUCGUGUUCCACUUCGUAAAAGUGACAAAAUUCCUAUGCCAAUCAGAACUCGUUAUUUAGAUCAAUUUAUCGAAGAGUGCUUGGUCAUAUAUGAUUGUCCUAGUGAUGCAUACAAACGCGCCCUCGAAGAUGAACAAUCGUGUCAUGAUAAGGCAACAAGUCGUAUGGCCUAUUUAAAUGCUGUAAUCCAACAAUUGAAAUCUUUAAAAGCAGAGAAAACAUCUGUACAACUAGGUGAAAAACGGAAACUGUCAUCGAACACGACUACACGUCCGUCGAGUAGUUCCACUUUGAAUUCACGAUCUGCUGAUUCAAACAAUAAAAAGGAUGAUGCUGAGGAAAAACUUGACCGUUUGGUUAGAGGUCCUCUUCUAUACAAUCAGCUGACUACAUAUCUAUUGUCAGAAGAAGAUCUACAGACUAAUGGUUAUCCUCGUGAAUUGACAGAAAAUAAUACAGUUGUUCGGGGAAAGGCAGCUUUAUUUAUACCACAAAACAAACAGCAGUUGUAUGGCACUUGUAAAUCUAAUGAACGAGUUUGUUGCCGAUGUGGUACUCGAUUUCUAGUUGAUGAAUUUGGACACUCUCUAACUAAAGGUGAAUGUAUCUAUCAUUGGGGUAAAGCUGUUAAGCAGAAAAGUUUUGGACGAGGAAUAGAUCUUCGUUAUUUAUGCUGUAAUGGUGAUAUAGGUCAACCAGGUUGUCAGAUCUGUCCAAAAGGUCAUGUACAUGAUGCUAAUAAAUGGUUGGAUAAUGAAGGCUUUGUUGUUACAUUACCACCUCUUCCCAAGUCACCUAUAUGUGAAGAUGAUGAAGAUGCCUGUAAUAAUGUAUAUGCUUUAGACUGUGAGAUGGUUUAUACAACUGGCGGCUGUGAAUUAGCAAGAAUUACUAUUGUCAAUUCAAAACUUCAAACUGUACUAGAUGAAGUUGUAUGUCCUGAUAAUCCUGUAAUUGAUUGUAAUUCACGAUUUUCCGGAUUAAGAGAAGAAGAUAUUGAAAAGGCCAAGUAUCACAUAACUGAUAUUCAAGCAAAACUAUUACAUUUAUUCGAUUCGGAUACAAUUUUAAUCGGUCAUAGUUUAGAAAGUGAUUUGACUGCCCUUAAAUUGAUACAUAACAAAAUUGUGGAUACUUCUAUUAUGUUUCCACAUCGUUUGGGAUUGCCAAAUAAACGAGCUUUACGUAAUUUAGUUAGCGAAAUUUUACAACAAAUUAUACAACAAGAUGAGAGUGGACACAAUAGUAUGGAGGAUGCUGUUGCGUGUAUGAAACUUGUGCAUUACAAAGUGAAAGAAGAUCUACGUCGUGGAAAGUGGACUUUUUCCUAGUAUACCCUUUUUAUCAUUUGUACACAAUCAAUAUUUGCAUGCUUUUUCUUUGUUGCAAUUAAUGUAAUUUUAAAAGGAAAUGAAAUAGUUUCUCUUCACGUUUCUCUUUGUUUGUGACUAUAAUUUCGUUAUAAAAACAAUGACAAUUUUGAAGAGGAGAACCAAAACAAACAAAAAAUUCACAUAUCAGAUAAUUGUACCUACAUCUCUGAACUGAAUUAGUUUAGUUCUAGCAUUUGAUGACUUAUUAUUUCUUUUCUUUUCUUUCAGUAAUAUUCAUUGAAUUAAUGAAAUUGUAACUACAGUGACUUGUCUAUCUUUUAUCUUGACUUAUAUAUUUUUUGUGACGAGCCCUUUGGUUUUAUGCUUGGGGUGAUGCUUUUAUUUCAACUUCAAUUUGACUAUUGAUUUGAAUUAAUUUGAUCAUGUCUUACAUUGUUUCUCAGUUGAAUUAGUUAAAUGUAUAAUUAAAUAAACCUAAUGGUUCCAG